This is a messenger RNA of Cryphonectria parasitica EP155, 630 nucleotides long. RefSeq lists its product as uncharacterized. Lineage: Eukaryota; Fungi; Ascomycota; Sordariomycetes; Diaporthales; Cryphonectriaceae. The transcript has 3 exons. The record is from RefSeq and is a predicted model, not a curated record. Bases 70 to 630 code for a protein of 186 amino acids.
CCACUUAAUGCCACUAGGUUUCCUCUCCUGCAGACACGUCUGAUCCAGAGAGCGUCAUAAAUCAUCAAAAUGCAUGACAACCGCGCACACCCUCUCCUGGCCCAGGUGCCUCUCACCGUCUCCCCCUUCAUCAGUCUGCCCACAUCCACAACCCUCCCCUACACCUACAGGCCCAUGCCCUCCACCAUCCCUCCUUCUGCCACAGGAAUAACUUCCACCUCGUCUGCUUCUGCCUCGGGCCCAGACGGCACCGGCAUCACCACUGAGGGCGGCGGUAGCGGGAGGCCCCGCUAUGUUGUCAGCCAGUCGGGUCACGCCGCCCACCCGGACGACAUCAUCGCCUCGUGCCGCGCCCUUCAGGCCCACGUAUCGAAGCUGCAGGCCGAUGCCGAGCAGGAGCUGCGCGACCUCGACGAGCGCAUCCGGUCCCGCGAGCUAGCCGAGAAGAGGCGCGUCGCCCCGGGCUGGCUAGACAGCGACGCAAGGCUCCUAGAGCCCGAGAGGGCCGGUGGGGAUGGGAAUGGGGCAGGCAUGGACCUGAUGACCGGUGAUGGCGAUAUGGCCGCGCAUGAAGACGAAGGCGCACAACUGGAUCGAGCCUUUGGCGAUCUGGCACUCAGGCCUAAAUAA